Molecule: messenger RNA, 1137 nt
Organism: Arabis nemorensis
Lineage: Eukaryota; Viridiplantae; Streptophyta; Magnoliopsida; Brassicales; Brassicaceae
Source: the annotation of a GenBank genome assembly
AUGGUUAGCUUUUUGAACAUCGCAUUGAUUCAACUUGUGAUUGUUUUGUUUGUUGCAAAUUUCUUGGAGGCCACGAAACUGAAUGUGAUGGACAAAUGCUGGAGACCAAACCCGCAUUGGCGUAGAAACCGCAAUCAGCUUGCACGGUGUUCGGUUGGAUUUGCCGGAAAAAUGUUGGGAAAUAUCGGUAAAGGAGUCACACAAUACAAAGUAACCGACCCUUCUGAUGAUCCUUUAAACCCUAAACCCGGAACUCUAAGAUACGGAGCAACACUCAUCAAAGGCAAAAAAUGGAUCACAUUCAAAAGAAACAUGAAGAUCAAACUACACAAACCCCUUCUAAUCAGCAGCUUCACGACACUCGAUGGUCGCGGUGUUAGCGUUCACAUCUCGGGCCCUGCUUGUCUCAUAGUCUAUAAAGCCACGGAUGUGAUCAUUCAUGGACUUAAGAUCCAUGAUUGUAAAGCUCAUCCACCAAGCUCAGUGAUGGGACCAGACUCACAGAUCAUUCAACUUGGACAAGUGGACGGGGACGCGAUCAGGCUAGUCACGGCUAAGAAAGUCUGGAUCGACCACAACACGCUCUAUGAUUGCGAAGACGGUCUAUUAGACGUCACAAGAGGGAGUACUGACGUCACAGUGUCAAACAAUUGGUUUAGGAACCAAGACAAGGUCAUGCUUCUUGGACAUGAUGAUGGCUAUGUAAGAGACAAAGACAUGAGAGUCACUGUUGUGUUUAACCACUUUGGUCCUAAUUGCAAUCAGAGAAUGCCAAGAGUGAGACAUGGAUAUGCUCAUGUGACUAAUAACUAUUACCAAGGGUGGACUCAAUAUGCAAUUGGAGGAAGCAUGAGCCCUCGUGUUAAAAGCGAAUCAAAUUAUUUCGUCGCACCAAAAUCCGGAAGCAAAGAGAUAACUUGGAAGAAACAUAGCAAAGGAGAUCAAAUGCAAUGGAAGUUCUACUCAGUGAAUGAUUACUUUGAGAACGGAGCUUGUUUCGGCCUACACAAAGGUGUUGGAAAAGCCCGCCCCAAUUACGGGCCAGAUCAAAGGUUCACAGUCGCAAACGCUAAAACCGUUAAAGAACUCACUUCUUCAGCUGGAGCGUUACAAUGCACCAGAAACUCUAUCUGUUAG